Molecule: messenger RNA, 1113 nt
Organism: Manduca sexta (tobacco hornworm)
Lineage: Eukaryota; Metazoa; Arthropoda; Insecta; Lepidoptera; Sphingidae
Product: collagenase-like
Exons: 5
Coding region: 26-922 (298 amino acids)
Biological process (GO): proteolysis
Molecular function (GO): serine-type endopeptidase activity
Source: RefSeq, a predicted model, not a curated record
UCAACAUUCCUCAUUCUGCAUCAACAUGUUGCUGAUCGUACUUUCUUUACUGGCGUUCGCCUCUGCCGAGGAGCUGGUGGUGCUCUCAGCUCCGUCUGUGUUCCCUGCGCCGUCGGAAGGGGCGCCCGUACUCGCCGCGCCGCUCCACUACCAUGAACAAGUGGGGGUGCCUGAAGCUGCGCGGAUCCGUGACGAAGAGUCCCGGGUGAUGGGCAGGGUUGCUGGAGGUCUGGGCUCAUACCUCGGGGAGCACAAGUUCUUUGCCGGUUUGGUGAUCUCGCUGACAAACGGUCAGACCUCAGUCUGCGGCGGCAGUCUGAUCAGCUCGAACCGCGUGCUGACCGCCGCCACGUGUUGGUUCGACGGGCAGUACCAGGCGAGCGCCAUGCUCGCGGUGCUCGGCUCCGUGCGGCUGUUCUCCGGCGGCACGAGGGUCUCCGCGGCGAGCAUCGCCGUGCACCCGCGCUUCAACUACUACUUCUUCGAGAACAACCUCGCCGUGCUCAAUAUCCCUUAUGUCUCUUCUACUAGCUACAUCCGGCCCAUCGUGAUGGCCAACACGAACCUCUCGUACGCGAGCUACACUGCCGAGAUCAUCGGCUUCGGGAAGACCAGCCCCGGCUCCGCGAUCACCGAGUCGCAAACCCUGCGUGACGUAUUCGUCCAAGUGCUGACGAACGACGUGUGCCGCAUCUACUACGGGAACCUCGUGGAGCCGGAGCACAUGUGCACGAGCGGCGUGGGCGCGCGCGGCGCGUGCGGCGGCGACGCCGGCGGACCGCUCAUACUCUACUCCAGCGCUGGAAACGACGUGCUCAUUGGCGUCGUGAACUUCUGGUCUUCGAACGGGUGCGCGUCGGGCUACCCGAGUGGACACACGCGCGUCGCACACCACUACAACUGGAUCCGAGCACAACUCUAAACGGGACUAACCAACUGUAGAUAUAUGGGCGUACCUAUGUCACCUUCUGAAUUUCAUACAAAUACAUACUAUUGUAAGCACUUUUGUAAUGAAAUGUUUGCUUUGAAAGGAUCAAAAUUUGCGUUUUACCCCUGAGUGUAAAGAUACGUCCAUGUGUAGAUAUAUUAUUUUAAUAAAAUAUAUGCACUGUA